Messenger RNA from Hibiscus syriacus, 1691 nucleotides. RefSeq names its product rhamnogalacturonan I rhamnosyltransferase 1-like. The transcript has 8 exons. The coding region runs from base 66 to 1562 and encodes 498 amino acids. Gene Ontology annotation, cellular component: cytoplasm. The record is from RefSeq and is a predicted model, not a curated record. NCBI's taxonomy places the organism in Eukaryota, Viridiplantae, Streptophyta, Magnoliopsida, Malvales, Malvaceae.
UAUAUAAAUAAAAUAUAUUGGCGCUUACUCUAAGAACCCUAUAUUAUUACCUAACUUGCGUGUAGAUGGAUCAACGUUCGAAAAAUAGUUGUGAUGAGGGUUUUAAAUACAUCAUCAUGGAAGAUGAGGUGGCGACAAGGAAGCGGAGCCAAGCGGAGGAAAUGCAAGCUAAAAAGCUGGAGGUUAUGGGUGCCGCCACCUCAAAGUUUUGUCGUCACUUAACUUCUUUAAAGGUGUCGGCAGCUAUGGCUUUGUUGACGGGAACCCUUCUCUGGGUUGGCGGACUGCUGCAGACGGCGGUGCUCAGCCGUGAAAAUACGGCAUCAAAGUCUUCAUUCUAUACUGGACUCGCAACACAGAGGGUUUAUAGGAACAAUGGGUACCUAGUUGUUAUAGCCAAUGGAGGGUUGAAUCAAAGGCGACUCGCGAUUGUUGAUAUGAUUGUGGUUGCAAGAUAUUUGAAUGUUACACUUAUUGUCCCUCUAUUCGACAAUGGAACAUAUUGGAAUGAUAACAGCACAUUUGCAGAUAUAUUUGAUCUCAAUCAUUUAAUAACAUCUCUAAAAGAUGAAGUCCUCAUAGAAGAAGAGUUUCCUCAGGAGCUGAAGAAGCAAGAAGAGUCAUUUUAUUCCAUGGUUCCCACAAGUUUCGCUAGCUUGACAUAUUACUACGACAGGAUACUUCCUCGCAUAAAACAGCGUGGGGUUUUGCUUUUCACUUUGACAGACGCUAGGGUAGCCAACAAUGGGUUACCCGAAGAGUUCCAAAAGCUUCGGUGUAGAGUGAACUACGAAGCAUUGAGAUUCACUGAGGCAAUUGAACAAACAGGUAGACGAAUCGUUAGUCUGUUGAGACAAAAGGGCCCUUUCUUGGUUCUUCAUCUUAGAUAUGAAAUGGACAUGGUAGCAUUUACCGGUUGCGUUGAAGGUUUAACCACACAAGAGGUUAUAGAAGUUACAGAAAUGAGGCACUCGCACAAAGAUUGGAAGAACGAACACAUAGAUUCAAGGAGUAGGAGAAAGCAUGGAUCUUGCCCUUUAACUCCCGAAGAAACUGCUCUUGUAUUGCAAGCAUUAGGUAUUCACAGAAACACCACAAUCUAUAUCGCUGCUGGAAAAAUUUACAAUGAAGACAAGAGAAUGGCCAAACUAAGAAAGGCUUAUCCAAAUCUGGUGAGAAAAGAGGUGGUAUUGGAACCCUGGGAGCUUAGGCCCUUCAUAAACCACGCGGAUCAAAUGGCAGCUUUGGAUUAUAUUGUUGCGAUUGAAAGCGAUAUUUUCAUUCCCACUUUCCGAGGAAACAUGGCCAAAGCCGUCGAAGGCCAUCGCAGAUACAUGGGAUUCAAGACAUCAAUUCUUCUAGACGCAGAGAUUCUAGUUCCAUUAAUCGAUGACUACUACAAAAGAACAUUGAGUUGGGAUGAAUUUGCGUUGAUGGUGAAGAAAACUCAUCAGCAUCUUGUUGGAAAACCACAGAAGAGAAAGGAAAUUCCAGAUCAUCCUAGAUACGAAGAUUUUUUCUAUUCUAAUCCACAAGAAUGUUUGCCUCCAUUUCCUCACUGAUCACUACUGCUACAUACCUAAAACCAAGGAUGUCUUUUUUAUUUUUUUUACUUUUAUUACACCCCCUGUGUUCUUUUGUUACACCCAAUAAGUCCUUUACUUGGCAUCUAAAUAAGAUGAACCUCUUCA